Molecule: messenger RNA, 804 nt
Organism: Nezara viridula (southern green stink bug)
Lineage: Eukaryota; Metazoa; Arthropoda; Insecta; Hemiptera; Pentatomidae
Source: the annotation of a GenBank genome assembly
AUGAAUGAGAUUUUACAACUUUAUGAAAUAUUGGGAGCACAAAGGAGAGUUCCAAGAAUGCCUCCCAUGAAGAGGGAUCUUCUAUUUUGGAUGGAGGAACCGAAGGCUUUUGUGCAUGCGACUGAUAAAGUUAUAGUAAUUAAAGAAAAACAUCCGAAAGCAGAAUUGCAUUUUUUAGUUUUGCCAAAGAAAGACAUACCUUCAAUCAAAGAUGUUAAAGCGCAAGAUCUGGAUCUUUUGACAGUAAUGGAUGAUGUUGGCAGGUUUAUUUCUUUAGUAUAUGGGGGAGGAAAAAAAUUUUGGUUCGGAUACCAUGCUUUCCAGUUGCAGCAGAGACUCCACUUGCACGUCAUCAGCCACGACCUCUGCGGCACUGGUAUGAACACCAUUUGGCAUUGGAACUCCUUCACUACAAGAUUCUUUUUAAGAUCUGAAGAAGUGAUCAAACACCUCUCUAAGAGGGGCUUCGUGAAGCUGCCGUCGCUGAGACAGUGCCUGGGCUGGCUAAACGGGCCUAUACUCUGCCACUUUUGCACUUACAACCCCAGCGAUGUCUACAUCCUCAAGGACCAUGUCAAGGAACACUUCAACGGCACCGACUUCUUCCACUCCUCGGUCAGGAAGAAGGGAAUGAGGUCACAAUCCUUCAGCAGCAGUAGCUCCCUAAGAGUGUCUUCCCGCCUUACCAGGUCAAAGUCUGCCAAUUCCACCAGCAAAGGAUACCUUCCAUCCAAAACCAAGAGCAAGAGCAGGUACAAGGCCAAAGAUAAAUACAAUGUGGCUCUCAAGUUCUCCUUCCGUUGA